GGGGUAGGGACGGGGUAGGGGCGGCCCUGAUGGCCAGCUCUACCGAGGGACCUGAGCCAGCGCCCCACGCCCUCCUCCGCACACGCCCCCAGGCCGGCCGUGAACACUUCGUGGUGGGCCUCACGCACAGCCACAUCGCCUCCGCGCACCACGCCCCGCACACGCACACGCAGUCACAGGACGAAAACGCAGACCCCUUCGCGGUCACCCUCACCACUCACUCGUCCUGUACUCACACGCCGUCUCCAGGCCCUAGGCCAGCGGGAGCAGAUGGGCAGGGGUGGCAGGGGAGAGACCACCCCAGGCCAUGUGGCCUCCAGGUCCCUUCCCUCCCUACUGUGGUGUCGCCCAUGGCACCCCCUCUUCUGGAGGGCACAGUGAGCUGCUUUCUCCCACGGAAAUUCCCAAAUAUCUGAGCCCUUCAAAUCUGCCCUCGCUCCCGUGCCCGGGGGCCAUAGUUCUACAGGUGUGAGGACUGAAGACUAGGAGACUUAGGCCUGCGGUGCUGCAGGGAGAGGAGACUCUUAUUUUGAAAGGUGGCCCCCACCCGCCACCCUGUGAUUUGCAGGCUGACCCAAUGGCAAGCCCUUGGCCAGCGCUCGCUUGUUAUCAAUUACAUGUUGUUCCUGCAGCCUCUGUGUCCCAGGAGGAUAAACAGCAGGCCUGGCCCGGCUGGGAGGGGCGGAGUCCAGUGGCCAGCCUGGACAGUGCCCGGAACAGCGCGUCCCCUCCCCCUGCAUGCAGCCUGCGCCUCUGGCCCGGCCACGUGCGGCUGUUUUUAGGGCUGAAGCAGCUCCAGCCCAGUGCCCUCCUAAACGCCUAUGCCCGGGCAGUCCAGAGCCCUCUCCACUCCUACUGCCUACAUCCCGCCUGGGGCACGCUCACACUGGCAGUUAGAGACCCCGUGGCCCGACCCAGGCCGCCCCAUUCCUAGUCUCCGCCCCCUUUCCUGGCUGCCCAAAGCGCCUUGCCUUUGCUCAUUCAGCAGAUUCUGCCAGACCUGUUUUAGAUUCAGGGAUCCAGCCGCGGGCUGAACAGUGGAAGGCUUCUAUUUUGGUGGGGAGGUAAACAGGAAACAACAGAGACACAUAACCAAGUUCGUUCCCACUCUGGUGUCUGCUAGGAAGAAAACGCUGUAUGUGGGGUGGUGCAACAGGGUCUGGACUUUCCGAGCUGGGGUCUGAGUGAGAGGCCCCACCUGGAGGCUGGGGGCAGAGGGACCCACGUGUGGACAUGGGGAGUGAGGGCUAGGAGGAGAAGGCAGGGCCCAGUGCUGGGCAUCUGCUGUGGUGGGCGCACCCCCACCUGCACCCAGUUCCUUUUUAUGCCAUUUCUAUCUUUACGAGGCAGGGCCUCCUUUAGGGGGAUGCAGCCCUGUCCCAUCACUGCCCUUGGAAAUGUUAGUGGCCGCUGCAUGGUGCCAGGGACAGUCCAGCUGCUGCUCACCUUUCACAAGGGUCCAGAGCCUUGGGCUUCCAGGCACCAGGACGGGUGGAAACAGCACGUGCUCGCUGCGCUCAUGGCUGGGUCUAACCAGCACACGUGUGCGUGCGCCAGACCCCCAUGGCUUGUGCCAAGCAUGUGUCAGCUCAGUGGUGUCUCACAGCACCUGGGAGCUGGGCUGCCGGGGACCCUGUCCCUCAGACCAAGACGAGGACACGGAGGUGGGGAGAGGGAAGUGCUGUGAGCUGCCCGGGUGGCUCAGCCAAGCUGCAGACGCAAGCCGAGCCCCUGCCCUAGCCUGUGGGGUGUCCUGCUCCUGUCCCAGCUCCGGGUCUGGGCACCCUGUGCCUCUUAAACACACUCCAGCUUUGCACCCUUAGCUGAGUGUCCAGCCCCGAAGGCGAGUUAGGAAACGCUGCCUGGGGAUGCACACCUGGCCUUGGGUCCCUGGGGUGCCAUGAAGCCUUCUGGGGGCCGAUCGAAGUCAGAGGUCCGGGGGUCCCUGAACAGGAGACAGACCUGGAGAUCCUUGAAGAAUGGAACAGAUGGGGAAACCGAGGCCUGGUGGGCGAGGAUUUGCCCAAGGUCGCGGCAGACACCACCUCUGCGGGCCGCGGGUGGUCCUAGAGACGGCAUCGGCAGACUCAGAAGCUGCACACUCUCCCACCCAGCGCCGACAGCCACCAGGCCAGCGUGGUCACUGGGUGGGGACAAAGGUCCACAGGGGCGGUCCUGUCACAGCUGGGCACUGUUGACUCUCCUUGGACACCAGACCUAGCGUGGCCUUUGGCUUCAGGACACAACUUCCCCCCUCUGUCAGGGUGCUGGGGACAGGGCAGUGACAUGGAGCGCACCAUCUAGGGGGCAGGUGGUGCUGGCUGAGCCUUGCGAAGGUGGUGAGUGUCCCAGGUGGUGGCCGAGGGGUGCAGGGCAGGACCCCAGCUACCUCACUGGCCGUGGGGGCUUAGCUCCUGCCACCCGGAACCUGGGAGGUGACCACAGGCACGUGCUCUGGGACCUCCCGCCUUAGCCUCUGCCCGAUGAAGCGGCAGGGUGCUGGACACAGCGCAGAGCCUUCUGCUCAAGCCGUCCCUGCCUCUCCGGAGACCCUGAGGGGUCUGAGAGCCGCGAAGUGGGGCUGUUCUGGAAAGGCUCGAGACCGGCAGUGCCGGUUGUGCAACGGCUGGCAGAGGGCUCUUUGGCAAACAGGUGGUGCAAUUUCAGAAAGCGCUUGCAGGCAUGGUUCUCCCACGGGAAGGCAGCACCAGGCGUCGGACGGCCAGGCUGUGGCGGGGCCGAGGGUGGCGGCCACAGGUGAGUGUGCGUUCCUGACCGCCUCCCUUGCUUCCUCUCCGCAGCCACCGCCCGCGCGGCCAGGCCAGCAUGGUGGACCACUUACUGCCGGUGGACGAGACCUUCUCGUCGCCGAAGUGCCCCGUCGGGUAUCUGGGUGCCAGGCUGGCCGGCCGGCGGGCCUACCACAUGCUGCCCUCGCCCCUCUCCGAGGAUGACAGUGACGCUUCCAGCCCCUGCUCCUGCGCCAGCCCCAACUCGCAAGCCCUCUGCUCCUGCUGCGGCAGAGGCCAGGGUGCUGAGGGCCAGGACAGCAUCUUGGACUUCCUGCUGUCCCAGGCCACGCUGGGCAGCGGCAGCGUCGGGGCCAGCAGUGCUGCUGUGACUUGGGGGGCCUGGCGGAGGGCACCGGCACCUGUGAAGGGGGAGCAUUUCUGCUUCCCUGAGUUUCCCGUGGGCGACUCCGAUGAGGUCCCACGGCCCUUCCAGCCCACCCUGGAGGAAAUUGAAGAAUUCUUGGAGGAGAAUAUGGAGUCGGCGGCCAAGGAGGCUCCCCCGAGUGACUGCAGGGCCUCAGAGGCCAUCCUGCCCUCGGCAGGGCCACACAGGAGCCACCCGCAUGCCGGCCCUGCUGGGAGAGAGCGGGGCACUCCGCCGCCAGGCAGCGCCAACACGGGCGGCGCCCAGGGCCCCGGUGGGGGCUCCGCGCCCGAUGGCCCUGUCCCGGUGCUACUGCAGAUCCAGCCCGUGCCCGUGAAGCAGGAGGCGGGCACGGGGCCCUCCUCCCCGGGGCAGACUCCGGAGAACGUCAAGGUGACCCAGCUGUUGGUCAAUAUCCAGGGCCAGACCUUCGCUCUCGUGCCCCAGGUGGCGCCCUCGGCGCUGAGCCUGCCCUCCAGGUUCGUGCGCAUCGCCCCCGUGCCCAUCGCUGCCAAGCCCAUCGGGGCGGGACCCCUGGGGCCCGGCCCCGCCGGCCUCCUGGUGGGCCAGAAGUUCCCCAAGAACCCUGGGGCAGAACUCAUCAAAAUGCACAAGUGCACUUUCCCAGGCUGCAGCAAGAUGUACACCAAGAGCAGCCACCUCAAGGCCCACCUGCGCCGGCACACGGGCGAGAAGCCCUUCGCCUGCACCUGGCCGGGCUGCGGCUGGAGGUUCUCGCGCUCCGACGAGCUGUCGCGGCACCGGCGCUCGCACUCGGGCGUGAAGCCGUACCAGUGCCCCGUGUGCGAGAAGAAGUUCGCGCGGAGUGACCACCUGUCCAAGCACAUCAAGGUGCACCGCUUCCCGCGCAGCAGCCGCUCGGCCCGCACCGCCAACUGAGCGCGGCCGCCGUCCUUCCCUAGCAAUAAUUUAUUUGCCUCCUCCGGAGGACGUGACCACGUGCCAGCCCACCUCCCGACGCUGGGAGGUGCCCACCGAGAGCCCACCACCUGCUGCCUUCCCGGGAGGACCUACUCGGCCGUGUCCCUGGGGCUGGGCCCCGGCGCCUGGCUGAGGCGGCCGCGUGCCUCUGUGCCUUCGUGCCUUCCUGUGGCAGCCAGCUGGAGGCACGGCUUCGGGGUCGCCCUUCUCCCACUGGGCACCCCGAGAGAGCAAGGCCAGCACUUUACUGCCCGGGAGGAAGUGUGCAGUUUGGAAGCGUUCGGUUCCCAGAGGGAGCCGGGCCACACUGUGCGGUGCGCGCAGCCCCGUCUGCGGUGUCUGCCGGGCCGCCGGGAGGGAGUGCCGGUGCCCCAGCGCGGGGGCUGCCAGUGCAUGUGCUUGAGUUCACUGUGUGGGACAGGGACGCAGCCAUCGGCGCCUGCACCCAGGCGCUCGGCCCUCCUCUCUCUUCCCAGCCUCCAGGGCCGUCUUCGGGAGAGGCGAGCAAGCUGCCCUGGCGGGAGGACGGCGAGGCCCCCCUGCCCUGACGUAGACAUGCAUUCCUGACUGUCUAGAAGUUAAUAUCCAGCAGAUGAGCUUGUUUUGACAGGUUUCUUUACAUCCUAUGAAUGUGUGUAAAUAGGUUGUACAUAGGUACUCUACGUGGGAGAUCUUAACACGACAACACGUGUGUAAAUGCAGUUAAAAUCUAUAUGACUCAUGUACAUAUGUUAUAAUUAUGUAUAUUUUCUCUGGUCCUUCAUAAAAAUAUAUUUACUUUGCCAAUAAAAAGAAAAAAGAAAUCA
Molecule: messenger RNA, 4904 nt
Organism: Tupaia belangeri chinensis (Chinese tree shrew)
Lineage: Eukaryota; Metazoa; Chordata; Mammalia; Scandentia; Tupaiidae
Gene: KLF15
Product: KLF transcription factor 15
Exons: 3
Coding region: 2827-4056 (409 amino acids)
Biological process (GO): regulation of transcription by RNA polymerase II
Molecular function (GO): DNA-binding transcription factor activity, RNA polymerase II-specific; RNA polymerase II cis-regulatory region sequence-specific DNA binding
Source: RefSeq, a predicted model, not a curated record